Molecule: messenger RNA, 2082 nt
Organism: Oryza sativa Japonica Group (Japanese rice)
Lineage: Eukaryota; Viridiplantae; Streptophyta; Magnoliopsida; Poales; Poaceae
Product: bZIP transcription factor 29
Biological process (GO): regulation of DNA-templated transcription
Cellular component (GO): nucleus
Molecular function (GO): DNA-binding transcription factor activity
Source: RefSeq, a predicted model, not a curated record
GAGCUCCCCUCCUCGCCGCGUCUCCUCUUCACUCCAUCCAUCUUCGCCAUCUCCUCCGCCUCGUGGUCGGCGCUCCACACUCUACCCUCGCCGAACCUUCUAGAAGAUCCGCCGCCAUGGACGACCCCGGUGCGGCCGAUCCGGGGGCGCGCCCCCACCACUUGUCGCCGGGGCAGCCGCCGGUGGUGCCGCGCUCCCCGACCCCGCUCGACCUGUCGAGCGCCGCGGCGGCGGCGGCCGCGGCGUCGUACAGGAGGCUCUCGCCGUCGCUCCGACCGCCCGCGCACCCGCAGGCGCGUCUCCCUUCGCCGUACCCCCAGAUCCCCUCCUCGUCGUCGGCGGCGGCGGCGGGCUCGUCGGGGCACCACGCGCGGUCGCUCUCGCAGCCGCUCUUCUUCUCGCUCGACUCGCUCCCGCCGCUGCCGUACGCCGAUCUGGCCGCGCCGCCCGCCAUCCCGCCCUCCCCGCCUUCCUCGAGCUCCGACCCGCCGCCGCCAGGGCUGCCGCCGCGGAAGGGCGGGCACCGGCGGUCGCAGAGCGAUAUCCCCUUCGGGUUCUCGCACCUGAGCCCGCCCCUGCCGCCUCCCGCGCCCGUGAAGCGGGAGGCCGCCACGGCGGCGGAGGGGUGCAGAUCGGACGGCGAUGACUUCGCCUUGUACGACCUCGUCAACUCCUACAUGGACCUCGACGGGAUGGAGGCUCUCAACUCCUCCGAGGAGCGGCACGAGGACCGCGACAGCCGCGCCAGCGGCACGCGCACCGGGAGCGUGGCCGACAGCAGCGAGAACGAGGCCGAGAGCCACUCGACUCCAGUGGAGAGGAAGGACGGAGGAGGCAAAUCCCGGCAUUGCCGCAGCUUAUCGGUGGACAGCUUCAUCGAGAAGCUCAACUUCGACGAGUCACCGAAGCUGCCACUGCCGUCUCCCAGCGGUGGCCUAUCCAGAAGCGGGAGCGGGUCCUUGGAUGGCGGCGCUGCAUCUCUGUUUGGUGCUGAGUUUGCCAAUGGGGAGUUCACUGAAGCUGAGAAGAAGAAGAUCAUGGCAAAUGAGCGCCUUGCCGAGAUCGCUUUGACUGAUCCUAAGAGGGUUAAAAGAAUUUUGGCAAAUCGGCAGUCUGCGGCAAGGUCAAAGGAGCGUAAGAUGAGGUACAUUCAAGAGCUUGAGCACAAGGUUCAGGUGUUGCAGACAGAGGCUACCACACUCUCAGCACAGUUGACAAUGCUGCAGAGGGACUCCACUGGACUAGCCACUCAGAACAAUGAGUUGAAAAUCAGGCUGCAAGCAAUGGAGCAACAAGCACAGCUAAGAGAUGCCCUGAAUGAAGCAUUAACUGCCGAGGUCCAGCGUCUGAAACUUGCAACUGGCGAGAUAACUGACGGUCGUAUGUCAAAGGGCCUACAGCAGCAGAUGAACUCCCAGCUGAUUCAAUUGCAACAGCUGCAAAUACAGCAACAACAGUCAUCGCAGACGACGCAGCAAGGUCAGCAACAACAGCCACAGAAAUCCGCAUAGAUCAAGGUCCAAAAAGCUGGACCUCCUAUCGCAAAGCAGUUGAUUUGAAAUCAUGAUGAGCAUGAUGAAAUUGAAGGAUGAUGGUGAUCCAUGCUGGGAAAAGAAGAAUCUUUUGCUUAUAUAUAUAUAUAUAUAUAUAUAUAUAUAUAUAUAUAUAUAUAUAUAUAUAUAUAUAUAUAUAUAUAUAUCUCAGACAGAUUGUAGGAUAGGUAUGGUGGUAUAGCAGCAGAAGAUGGGUCUUCUGUUGCGAGUUCUUUUGUUCAAGGUGGUAAAUGCCUUGGCUGGAGUAUCCUAUCUCAUCGCAAUCGCAUCGUAUUAUACAUGAGUACCAGUCGCCUGGCCUGAAUAGGAGGCAUCGUGUUUAGUCCUAUGAAAGAUUCUUUCCAUGGUGCUUUUGUACUUUUGUCCAAGAGGAUAGCGUAUUACAAAUGUACAACAGUACUUAUGCUGGCUGUAAUAGUGUAAUUACCUAUAGCGUUGCUUAGUGUUUCCUGGAGCUUUACAUCUCAAUGGUAUCUACUCCUACCUUACAUUUACCGGAAAGCAGCACAGAAAUUUGUGAUUGUACUUA